AUGUAUACUACAAAAAGCGUAGUGAAGAAAGAAUGUCUACUACAAGCUUAAGUUCUCCAAUAUUUUUACUAAUAUUUUUGCUUCUUCUCUUCCUCCUCUACUUCUCCACACUAAAUUAUAAUAAUUCCAUCAUCACAUUUUCAUCUCAUCCCACAAACAAUCAAUUACAAGCACCCUUCACUGCUGUUACUCAUCAUGUUAAUAAGAGAAAGAGUGGUGUAGAAAAAAUUGAAGAAGAUUUAGGAAGAGCAAGAGCAGCUAUAUGGAGAGCUAUUCGUUCAAGAAACUAUACUUCUUAUAAAGAAGAUCAAAAUUUUAUUCCAAGUGGAUCUAUAUAUAGAAAUUCAUUUGCCUUUCACCAGAGUUAUAUAGAGAUGAUGAAGAGAUUUAAGGUUUGGACAUACAAAGAAGGGGAUUUGCCUAUGGUACAUAAUGGACCAAUGAAAGAGGUAUAUGCAAUAGAAGGUCACUUUAUUAGUGAAAUGGAGAGUCAUAAUAAAGGGGAAAAAAAACUACCUUUUUUGGCUUCCAAUCCUGAUGAAGCUCAUGCAUUUUUUUUACCAAUAAGUGUAGCAUAUAUUGUUCGAUAUCUUUUUGUUCAAGGCACAAAUCAUAUUUUCAGAGGAAAAUUACAAAGGGUUGUUGAGGAUUACAUUCAUAUAAUCUCUAACAAGUAUCCUUAUUGGAAUAGAAGCAAUGGUGCUGAUCAUUUCCUUGUUUCUUGCCAUGACUGGGCACCAGAAAUCUCUGAUGGAAAUCCAGAACUCUUCAAAAACUUCAUCAGAGUGUUAUGCAAUGCCAAUACCUCAGAAGGAUUUGAACCAAAAAGAGACAUUUCAUUGCCUGAGGUCUAUGGAUUAGCCAACACUCUUAGUCUUGCACCACCAGACCUAGGAUUACACCCGAAAAAUCGCCCUAUUCUCGCCUUCUUUGCUGGUGGAUCACAUGGAUACAUUAGACAAAGGUUACUUCAACAUUGGAAAGGUAUAGAUGACGAUAUUCGAGUAUACGAGUACCUUCCGAAGGGUGAAAACUACACAUAUUUAAUGGGACAGAGCAAGUUCUGUUUAGCUCCUAGUGGAUAUGAAGUUGCAAGUCCAAGAAUUACUGAAGCAAUCUAUGCAGGAUGUGUUCCUGUUAUAAUUUCGGACAAUUAUUCGUUGCCAUUUAGUGAUGUUCUUGAUUGGAGUCAAUUUUCGUUGAGUGUUCAAGUUAACAAAAUCGAAGAAUUGAAGACAAUCUUACAAGGAGUUUCUCGAGGUAAGUACUUGAAAAUGCAGAAAAGAGUAAGGAGAUUGCAAAGGCAUUUUAAGUUGCAUAGGCCUUCUCAGCCCUUUGAUGUAAUCUAUACACUACUUCACUCUGUGUGGUUAAGGAGACUUAAUCUUAGAUUGACUACUAAUUGAACAAAAAUUUGAGCUGAAAGUAUCUCAUCACGUGUUUAAAUGCUCAAUUAGAAUUUGUCAUAAUUUGAGUGUCUGAAUGAAAUUUCAUGACACUUUAAGCGGCUAUGUAUGCAUGUAUCAUGACAAAAUUUUAUUGUAGUCUUUAGACAUAUGUAACUUGUAUCUUAUGAAAUGUAUGGACAUAGAAAAUUGAUCAUGUCAUUCAAUUGAA
Solanum lycopersicum (tomato) is the source of this 1617-nucleotide messenger RNA. RefSeq names its product probable glycosyltransferase At3g42180. Gene Ontology annotation, molecular function: glycosyltransferase activity. The record is from RefSeq and is a predicted model, not a curated record. NCBI's taxonomy places the organism in Eukaryota, Viridiplantae, Streptophyta, Magnoliopsida, Solanales, Solanaceae.